Messenger RNA from Cornus florida, 1931 nucleotides. RefSeq lists its product as uncharacterized. The transcript is spliced from 11 exons. The coding region runs from base 123 to 1757 and encodes 544 amino acids. The record is from RefSeq and is a predicted model, not a curated record. Gene Ontology annotation, cellular component: plasma membrane; plastoglobule. NCBI's taxonomy places the organism in Eukaryota, Viridiplantae, Streptophyta, Magnoliopsida, Cornales, Cornaceae.
GUGUAUCUAUCUAUAUAUACGGUUUCUUAUUUCCCCCUUCAUGUCUAAUCACAUUUUUUGAUUCUGUAAAAAGAUUUGUGUUGUUAGAGUUGAGCAGUGAAGCGAGUGAGCUGAGAGUAGUAAUGACGAUGGUUGUAUCGGCGUUCAGAGGCGUAGCUCAUGGUCGAUUACCUCUAGUCCAUCAUCCUCGGUGGCCUGCAACAAGUGGUAGUAUAUCAAGUAGACGGAGUAGGCUCAGCUGUCAAUCCAAUGGGUUGACUCUUUUUGCUCGAUACUCGCAGGCUGAGGAUCGUUUUACUUCUCGUCUUCAAGACAGCAUGGAAAACUUGCCCAAACUAGUCGAGGAUAUAGUCCAGACAUCUAUAAAUACUGGUCCUCGUGGAGCCAUUAGGCUAGCUCAAGGUAUCCAAGCAGUUAUUGGGGUAGGCAGUGAGUGGCUUGCAGAUGUAUCAAAGUCAACAAAUUCAUCCGCCGGAUUACCAUCUCAGAUGCAGCUCGGAUUACUUUCCCCCCUUUAUCUUAGAAGAUUGUUUGAACGCAUGGGUGCAACCUACAUCAAAUUAGGUCAGUUCAUAGCGUCAGCACCCACAUUAUUUCCAUCAGAAUAUGUCCAGGAAUUUCAGUACUGUUUUGACAGAGCUCCCACAGUUCCUUUUGAAGAGAUUCAAAGAAUCUUGCGUGAGGAAUUAGGGGGACCAAUAGAUGCUGUGUUUGAGUAUGUUGAUCCAACACCAAUUGCCUCAGCCUCAAUAGCACAGGUUCAUGGUGCAAAGCUCAGAGGCUCCCAAGAGGACGUAGUGAUAAAGGUCUUGAAACCAGGAAUAGAAGAUAUAUUAGUGGCAGAUCUGAAUUUUGUGUACAUUGUUGCACGCAUUUUGGAGUUCUUAAAUCCUGAACUGAACCGUGCAUCUCUGGUUGGUAUUGUCAAAGACAUAAGGGAGUCAAUGCUUGAAGAAGUUGACUUUAAUAAAGAGGCUGCAAAUAUUGAGUCUUUUAGGAGAUAUUUAGAGGCCAUGGGCCUGACAAGGCAGGCUACAGCUCCAAAAGUGUACCGGCAGUGCAGCACCCAACGCGUUCUGACAAUGGAGAGGCUUUAUGGAGUUCCUCUUACUGACUUAGACUCUAUUAACUCACUUGUUUCAAGUCCAGAGGCCAGUCUUAUAACCGCCCUUAAUGUGUGGUUUGGCAGUUUGCUUGCUUGUGAAACCUUCCAUGCAGAUGUACAUGCAGGCAAUUUGUGGUUGCUUCGUGAUGGGCGCAUUGGGUUUCUCGAUUUUGGAAUUGUUGGACGCAUUUCCCCAACAACAUGGGCAGCUAUGGAAGUAUUUUUGGCAUCAAUUGCAACUGAAGAAUACGAGUCAAUGGCAUCUUCCUUGAUUGAAAUGGGUGCCACAAACAAGAAUGUGGAUACUAAGGCCUUUGCAAGGGAUUUGGAAAAAAUAUUUUCAUCAAUACAGGAUUUGGAUACAGAAAUUGUUGUUGCAACAGCCAGGGAAGCAAGUACAAAUGCCACCAGAGUCUCUGCUAAUGUAGUUGUUGAUGAAAGGCAGAUGAAUGCACUGUUUCUUGAUGUGGUUCGAGUUAGUGAAUCAUAUGGCCUGAGAUUUCCUCGAGAGUUUGCGCUUCUCAUGAAACAGCUUCUGUAUUUUGAUCGGUACACACGCUUGCUAGCUCCCAACAUGAACAUGCUUCAGGACCAGAGGAUUACCAUUGUCUCAAACCGAAGAAGCGGCAGUGGGAGAAACAUUUACCAAUGAUUGUGGCUAUCAAUGAAAGUAGCAGAAUUGUAAUUUUCUGAUGCUAUUUUUUUUUUUAAUCAUCUUUUAUGUGUAAAUAUUACAGAUAGAGAUUACACUCUGUAGAAACUCAUUGCAACAGCACAAAAUAAAUGUUCUCGAUAUAAAUAUACUCCGUAUAUGCCAUUCUAGAAA